AUGAUGUCGCGUAAGAAGAGCGCCGGCGGCGCGCCGUGGCGGCGGAACAGCGACGAGUCCGUCUCCCCGAGGUGCGUCCUCGACGACGGCUGCACGACGAGCAGCAACAGCAGCGGCACCACCACCACCACCAUGGGCACCAGCAGCGCGGGAGCGGCGGCGAACACGACGACGUUCCCAGCCGCCACGGCGACGACGUACGCCGCCGACGCGCCCGCGUCGGCGCGGCAGGACGGGCCGCCGCCGUGGAAGGCCGUGGCGGAGGCGUGGCGUUCCCGGGCCAAGCGCCAGCUCUCCGGCCGCAUUCCGCCGCUGGGCCCCGCGGUGUCGUCGACGCUCCGGCGCCUCAGCGUCCGCCGGCCGCCGGAGCCGGACCGCGCCGAGGAGGAGGCGGUGCGCGAGUUCUGCGUCCUCAAGCCGUCCCUCCGCACCUUCUCCCUCGCCGAGCUCAGGAAGGCCACCCGUAACUUCAGCAAGGAGAACGUGGUGGGCCGGGGCGGGUUCGCGAAGGUGUACCGGGGCAGCCUCCCCGGCGGGGAGCUGGUGGCGGUGAAGAAGCUGACGGCGGCGCAGGGGGCCGACCGCAUGGAGGGGUUCCUGUCGGAGCUGGGGCACGUGGUGAACGUGAGCCACCCCAACAUCGCCAGGCUCGUCGGCGUCGGCGUCGACGGCGGCGAGCACCUCGUGUUCCCCUUCUCCCGCCUCGGCUGCCUCUCCGGGAUGCUCCACGGCAGCGGCGGCGCGGAGCCGAUGCCGUGGGAGGCCAGGUACCGGGUGGCGGUGGGCACGGCGCGCGGGCUCGAGUACCUGCACGAGCGGUGCGCCAGGAGGAUCGUCCACCGCGACAUCAAGCCCGCCAACAUCCUCCUCAUGGACAACUACGAGCCACUGAUCUGCGACUUCGGGCUGGCGAGGUGGCUGCCGGCGAAGCUGACGCACCUGCAGGUGACGGUGUUUGAGGGCACGUUCGGGUACGUGCCGCCGGAGUACACGACGCACGGCGUGUUCAGCGAGAAGACGGACGUGUACGCGCUCGGCGUCGUGCUGCUCGAGCUCCUCACCGGCCGCCGCGCCAUCGACGCCGCCAAGCUCAGCCUCGUCUCAUGGGCGAAGCAGUACUUGGUCGACGGCGAGGAAGACGAGAUGCCCAAGAUGGCCGACCCGGCGUUGGGCGGCCGGUACGACGCCGAGCAGCUCAGGAGCGUGGCGUGGGCGGCCAAGCUCUGCGUCCAAAGCUCCCCAGACCACAGGCCGCAGAUGAGCAAGGUGGUGCAGAUACUAGCAGGGGAGAGGACGCAGGCGCAUCCAUGGGGGGAGCGGCAUAGGGGGAGCCACCAUCCAGGAGAGCUCCACGAAACGGACGGCUACGAUGCAGCGCCGGGGUGCCUGGAUGAUCUGAGCCGCCAUAAGGCGCUCGCCUUCGACUUGGACGGGGAAUCCACGCCACGGACACAUGUUGGUCCUCCUUGA
This is a messenger RNA of Panicum hallii, 1470 nucleotides long. Its product is annotated as receptor-like cytosolic serine/threonine-protein kinase RBK2. Gene Ontology annotation, biological process: protein phosphorylation. The transcript is spliced from 4 exons. Bases 1 to 1470 code for a protein of 489 amino acids. NCBI's taxonomy places the organism in Eukaryota, Viridiplantae, Streptophyta, Magnoliopsida, Poales, Poaceae. The record is from RefSeq and is a predicted model, not a curated record. Gene Ontology annotation, molecular function: protein kinase activity; ATP binding.